Alnus glutinosa is the source of this 1958-nucleotide messenger RNA. RefSeq names its product DNA-3-methyladenine glycosylase 1. The coding region runs from base 688 to 1566 and encodes 292 amino acids. Gene Ontology annotation, molecular function: DNA-7-methylguanine glycosylase activity; DNA-3-methyladenine glycosylase activity; alkylated DNA binding. Gene Ontology annotation, cellular component: nucleus; protein-DNA complex. NCBI's taxonomy places the organism in Eukaryota, Viridiplantae, Streptophyta, Magnoliopsida, Fagales, Betulaceae. Gene Ontology annotation, biological process: base-excision repair, AP site formation; base-excision repair; DNA alkylation repair. The transcript has a single exon. The record is from RefSeq and is a predicted model, not a curated record.
AGAGUGCUUUUUAAAAUUAUUUCAUUUCCCAAAACCACCCCCUAAAAUGGCACCAACACCACCAUUCUUCUUCACUCUCCUCCUCUCCACCGCCACUACCGGCAGCAGCAAAAUUCUCUCCCUCUCCCCCAUCUCCAUUCCCCACUCCCACUUCCUUUCCGUCUUCUUCUUCAUCACCCUCCACGCUUGACCCAAAGCUGCUGAGAGCCCUGCAGUCCCUCAAAUCCUGACCUCCAAGGACCCCUGCCAAUUAGUGCCAAACAAAGAACAACGCCACCCUUUGCGAUUCCCCAAGACCUUUCACCACCUAGGCUUGAGAUAACAGACGCUCGAUAGUAAUUGGAGGAUCAUUUUUCUUUUUUCAACUAUCUAUUUUCCUCACUGCCCUCAAGUCCCUCUCCUCCCUCCUCCCUCCACUCCCUCUGUUUCCUCAACUGCCCCCAUCUCCCCCAUUCUCUUCCCUUCCAAACUCUCCUCCUCUCUCUCUGAUCCUCCACCUGCAUCCACUCCCUCAAAACACUCUGGGUUUCCGGUGUUAAAAAAAUCCAUCCGUAUUGUUCCUUUGUGUUUUUCUUUCGUCCAUGUUGACGUAUCUGUCUUUUAUUGGAAGGCAGAAAAGAUUGGUUUGUGCAACUUCCGUAUAGAAGUCGUUGUCUCUCCCAAAUUGACAACCAGCUCUGUCUCACAAUGGGAAAGCCAAAGAACACCCAAAUCCAAAAUCCCUCGUCUUCCUCCAAAAUCCAACUCCCUCCCCGGAAAACCCGAAAACUGCCUUCCAACACCCGAAAACCCCUGAAGCCAGUGGUCCCCAAUACAGACUCCUCCAAACCCAGCGAAGCAAACCCAUCUCAGCCCACUAUCAUUUUGCCCACAGCCGUGAAGCCACUAACAUUUGAAGGCGAAGUUGACGCUGCUCUUACCCAUUUACGCACCUCCGAUCCACUCCUCACGACCCUUAUCGACUCGUAUCGGCCUCCGGUUUUCGAGUCUCAAUGCCCACCAUUCUUGGCCCUCGCAAAAAGCAUUCUCUACCAGCAACUCGCGACCAACGCCGCGAAAUCAAUCUACACGCGCUUCGUCGCGCUAUGCGGCAGCGAGGCCGAUGUUGUCCCCGACAGCGUGCUCGCUCUCAACCCCGUCCAGCUCCGAAAAAUCGGAGUCUCCGGUCGGAAGGCGAGCUACCUCCACGACUUGGCGGACAAGUACAAGAGUGGGGUUUUAUCGGACUCCUCGAUUCUCGAAAUGAACGAUGAGUCCCUGCUCACGAAGCUCACGUUGGUUAAGGGAAUUGGGGCUUGGUCGGUGCACAUGUUCAUGAUCUUCUCGCUGCGCAGACCGGAUGUUCUACCGGUGGGAGACCUUGGCGUGAGGAAAGGCGUGCAGCUUUUGUAUGGGCUAAAGGUAUUGCCACGGCCUUUGGAGAUGGAGGAGAUUUGUGAGAAGUGGAAGCCUUAUAGGUCUGUUGGGUCGUGGUAUAUGUGGAGGUUUAUGGAAGCCAAAGGGGUCACAUCUACGUCUACGGUUGCAUCAGCCCCGUUGGUGGAUGGUAAGCCCAAUCCACCAUGAAUUUAUUCUACAAAAUCUUGAGCUUUCCUAUCAUAAAUAAUAGGGAAAUGAUUUUUCUAAGUCACAUUAUCUAAUAUCAAUAGUCUACGUCAAGACACAUGGGUGUGGAACUAGUGCAUGUAGAUUUCAUAUAUGUGGGUCCUAUAUAUAUGGAGCCCACACCCAAUGUGUCUUGGUGUAGGAUUGAUGUAGGAUAAUGUGACGUAAGCUUAUGGCAUUUGCAAGAGAAUUGAUGUAGGACAAUGUGACGUAGGCUUAUGGCAUUUGCAAGUAUUUAUACAUGGUAUGUUCUUUUACUGAAUGGGAAUUUGUGUUUCUUACUCUAUAUUGUUGAAAGGUAGUAUUUACUUCUACCAUUUAGAAAAUAGUGAAAUAGUAGAAAUCCUUUUGAA